AUGGCGGACGCCACGCAGGUGCAUCGUGCUCAUCAUGCUGCACAGGCAGGGCCAAAGGCUGAAAAGGCUAAGGCAAAGGGUAGAGAGCGCCAUGCUGGUGGUUUCAACCCAAAAGCAUUCAUCGCUGCUCAUCCAUUUGCAGCAGACAAACAUAUUCGACGAAAGGCAGAGCUUGAUCAACAGAGGCUCCAUGUGCCUCUGGUGGACCGCACGCCGGCAAAAGAACCACCUCCUGUUAUUGUAGCCAUUGUGGGCCCACAGGGAGUAGGAAAGACUACGCUCAUGCGCAGUCUUAUUCGCCGGUACACCAAGCAUACAGUGGCUCACAUAUCUGGUCCUGUCACUGUGGUUAGCAGCAAGACUCGCCGCAUCACAUUUAUUGAAUGCAAUAACGACAUCAAUUCUAUGAUUGAUAUCGGGAAAAUUGCUGAUUUAGUGCUUUUGAUGAUCGAUGGCAGCUUUGGAUUUGAAAUGGAAACUAUGGAGUUUUUAAAUGUACUUCAAGCCCACGGUUUUCCCAAAGUCAUGGGCGUUCUUACGCAUUUGGAUCUCAUCAAGAAAGUGCGUACUCUUCGCGCAACAAAAAAGCGGCUAAAGCAUCGGUUCUGGACUGAGAUAUAUCAAGGUGCCAAACUAUUUUAUCUCUCUGGCAUCAUCAAUGGUCGAUACCCUGACUCAGAAAUCCAAAAUUUGAGUCGUUUUAUCAGCGUGAUGAAAUUUCGUCCGCUGAUUUUCCGGAACCAACAUCCUUACUUCCUUGCUGAUCGUAUGGAAGAGCUUACACCUCGUGAACUUGUCAAGUCCGACCCAAAAAUGGAUCGUACGAUUACGGUCUAUGGCUAUUUGCGUGGCACUAAUUUGCGAGACAAGCAACCCAUUCAUAUUCCAGGCGUCGGCGAUUUCACUAUAAAGUCCGUCGAGCGUCUCGCAGAUCCCUGUCCCCUUCCAACUCAGGAAAGCGAGAGGCGACGCAGACUCAGCGAAAAACACAAGCUCAUUCAUGCUCCUAUGAGCGAUGUUGGUGGCGUCAUGUUCGAUAAAGACGCUGUGUAUAUAAAUGUUCCUGGCCACUUUUCUAAACGCGACGACAACAUUGUCGGUGAGGGUGAGCGGAUGAUCAUGUCGCUGCAAGAUUCACAAACGACGCUUGGCGAACGCGCCGCUGAGGGUGAGCUCCGCUUAUUUGAUGAUUCCACUGCCCCUGUAUACGUCAAUCAUGGGCGGCGUCGUGCUGCAUUCGAGGAAACUGAUGACGAUCAUAUCAUGAACAACGAAAGCGAGGAUGAAAGCGAAGAAGAUGAAAACGAAAAUGCGUUUGGUCGUGAACUGGACCUAGAUGAUGAGCAAACUGAAGAAGUGGCCUAUGCAGACAGUGACUCGGACUUGGGCGAUGAGGCUGGACCUGCUCCUUGGAAGUCAAAUCUAGCUAAACAGGCUGAAGAAACUGUACUUGCUAAUCGGCGUCGUCGCCGUGAUUUAAUGCAUUUAAUUUAUGAGACGGAUCAAUCCCCGGAAGACAUCACGUCUGGCGCAGAGAUCACACCUAAGACAGAACAGGUAUCCCAAAGUGAAGAAGAUUUUUUCCACGUUGUGUCCAGCGAAGCACCUGUCUCUUCUGCUGAUGUUCCAGAAGAAAGUCGACCACUGACUCAACUUGAAGCAUUUGAGCAAUGGGAAGACGAAAAUCGACUUGACUCGAUUCGCCAUCUGUUCAUUACAGGGGAAGAUGAUGUUGAUGAAACUGUCCCUCCAAUCCAGGAUGGCGAUGACGAGAAAAGCGAUGAAGAAGCUAAUGUUCAAUCGAACGAAGAUGCCAAGACACAAGAACUCGCUGCAAAGAAGGCUGCUUUGAAGCGUAAGUUUGAUGAACAGUACGACGAUGACGAGGACGAAAAUGAAGAUGAUUGGUACACAGAGCAGAAGAAGGAGCUGGCUAAACAGGUUGAGAUGAACGAGGCUGAAUUUGCAAAUGAUGAUGAGGAGACGCGUGUCAAGAUUGAAGGCUUCCGUCCUGGCACCUAUGUUCGUGUGGAAAUUGAUCAUGUGCCGUGCGAAUUUGUGGAUCAUUUCAAUCCUGCUUAUCCUAUUAUUGUGGGUGGUCUACUAGCAAAUGAGACAGCCCUUGCCUUUUUGCAAGUACGUAUAAAGAAGCAUCGCUGGCAUAAACGUAUUCUGAAGACAAACGACCCACUCAUCUUCAGUCUUGGAUGGCGCCGGUUUCAAAGCAUGCCUAUUUAUACAUUGGACGAUGGCACUCGGAAUCGCAUGUUAAAGUAUACGCCUGAACACAUGCAUUGUCUCGCCUCUUUUUACGGCCCAGCGAGCCUUCCGAAUACUGGUUUCUGUGCAUUUAAUACGCUAUCGUCUGAGACUCCCAACUUUCGCAUUAGUGCCACGGGUGUCGUGCUGAAUGUGGAUGCGGGAUCUGGUGCGUCUCACCAAAUUGUCAAGAAGCUUAAGCUCACGGGCACACCUGCCAAAGUAUUCAAGAACACCGCCUUUAUUAAAGACAUGUUCUCGACACCGCUUGAAGUGGCUAAAUUUGAGGGUGCACAACUCAAGACCGUGUCUGGCAUCCGGGGUCAUGUGAAAAAGGCUCUGGCAAGGCCUGAAGGCCAAUUCCGUGCCACAUUUGAAGACAAGAUUCUUAUGAGUGACAUUGUAUUCUUGCGUGCAUGGUACAAUGUCGUUCCGCGACCCUUUUACAAUCCUGUCACAUCGCUUCUUAUGCGCGGCGAUACCGAGCGGGAAUGGCAAGGUAUGCGCCUCACGGGUGCGGUUCGACGAGAUGAAGGCAUCAAGACGCCUUUGCGUGUUAACUCAACCUAUAAGCCGGUGGAGCGACCUGAAGUCCGCAAGUUCAACCCCCUUCGCGUCCCCAAGGCACUACAAGCGGCCUUGCCAUACAGCAGCAAGCCGCACAUUACCAAGGCACAGCGCAGGCCAACGUAUCUCCAGAAGCGCGCUGUUGUUAUGGAGAAGGAUGAACGCGACGCUGUGGCUCUGCUGCAACAAAUGCAAGCUCUGCAACAUGCUAAGCAACAAAAGCGCAUGCAAAAGCAAAACGAGCGCCAAGAGGAGCGCAAGAAGGUCAUGGCAAAGCAAGGUGCUUUGGAUGCACAAAAGCACAAAGAACGUAUGAAACACAUUUACAAAAUCGAAGGCCAGCGCGAAGCGAAACGCGCCAAAUCUUCGUAA
Messenger RNA from Malassezia restricta, 3198 nucleotides. RefSeq names its product ribosome biogenesis protein BMS1. The coding region runs from base 1 to 3198 and encodes 1065 amino acids. The record is from RefSeq and is a predicted model, not a curated record. Gene Ontology annotation, molecular function: GTP binding; GTPase activity; U3 snoRNA binding. Gene Ontology annotation, cellular component: 90S preribosome; nucleus. The transcript has a single exon. NCBI's taxonomy places the organism in Eukaryota, Fungi, Basidiomycota, Malasseziomycetes, Malasseziales, Malasseziaceae. Gene Ontology annotation, biological process: endonucleolytic cleavage of tricistronic rRNA transcript (SSU-rRNA, 5.8S rRNA, LSU-rRNA); ribosome biogenesis; maturation of SSU-rRNA from tricistronic rRNA transcript (SSU-rRNA, 5.8S rRNA, LSU-rRNA).